AUGUAAAAUAAUUCCUAAAAUUAACAAAGAUUUAGAAAAAUUAUUGAAUCUGAAAAUGCAUUUGAUAAGUUGUAAUUAAAUCUAUAUUGUAAUAUUAUAUUCCAAUAUUCGGUUAAAAUUUAGAAUCUUAUUCAAUAACUGACUCUUUAGUUAAAGUUUAACAAUAAUACAAUAUUAUAUCAUAGAGAGAAAAUAAAAUAAGAGUGUCAAUCAAAGAAUAAGUUAAAAAUAUAUUUGAUUAUUGUUUAUUACAAAAAUAUGAAAAAUAUUAUAAAUUUUUAAUAACACAAGAAGAAAAAGAUUCAAUGA
Messenger RNA from Paramecium primaurelia, 309 nucleotides. The record is from the annotation of a GenBank genome assembly. Lineage: Eukaryota; Ciliophora; Oligohymenophorea; Peniculida; Parameciidae.